Molecule: messenger RNA, 4684 nt
Organism: Thamnophis elegans (Western terrestrial garter snake)
Lineage: Eukaryota; Metazoa; Chordata; Lepidosauria; Squamata; Natricidae
Gene: G3BP2
Product: G3BP stress granule assembly factor 2
Exons: 12
Coding region: 607-2196 (529 amino acids)
Cellular component (GO): cytosol; ribonucleoprotein complex
Molecular function (GO): mRNA binding
Source: RefSeq, a predicted model, not a curated record
GCGUGCUAUUGGUGUAAGGAAUUUAGGAAAAGGUUAAUCUUACUCUUUCCUAAAAAAAAAAAAAAAACCACAAAGGAGAAAACAGAAAUUCAAACCUCCCUUAAACAGUUUCUAGCAUAUCUGGAGCUGGCCUUUGAAAGCCAUCAGAGUAUGUUGCCUACAGAAUACAUACAAGCAUACUCAGAUAGCUUAAAGACCCUUUAUUAAAUUUUAUAAUGCAAGUCUUCUAAUCAAGGAGAACAGCCAUAUAAGGUAAAUCAGUAUUGGGUAAUACUGUGGAUUUAUUAUUGGUGGGUAGCUGCUGACCACUGUACUAUGCAAACUCAUUUCACCAGGGGAACAGAUAUUGUGCACUUAUAUACCUGGUUACACAGCUAGGAGUUGCUUCCUAAGUAUGUUACCAUAUAUGCUGAAACACACAUUGCUUGAAUACUUUUUCUUUCCUCUAUAAAUAUAAUAAUUUAGUGAGCAAUAGAACUAAUCCUAAUAAGAUGACAUUAUGAAGAUUCAGAAAGAGUUGACUUUGAAUGAAAUUUUGUUAAGAGUGAUUGUAACCACAGUGCUCUUUAAAAGUCUCCUAAUGGUUCUUGUUUUUAUUACACUGAGAUGGAAAUAGAUACAACUACAGUACUACAAACCCUUAGCAGGCAAGUAACAGAAUUGGACAAACCUAUUUUGCAUGCAUGCUUGGUUUUCCAGCAGCCAUGGCAAAAGGAAAGAAGAAGAAAAAAGCCUUUGACGUUUACCAAAGAAAUGGUGAUGGAGAAGCCAAGUCCACUGCUUGUAGGGCAAGAGUUUGUGAGACAGUACUAUACCCUGCUAAAUAAAGCACCAGAUUUCUUACACAGGUUUUAUGGCAGGAACUCUUCAUAUGUCCAUGGUGGAUUAGAUGCCAGUGGCAAGCCCCAAGAAGCUGUUUAUGGCCAAGCUGACAUUCACAAAAAGGUGAUGUCCCUACAGUUUAGUGAGUGCCGCACUAAGAUUCGCCAUGUUGAUGCCCAUGCAACCCUGAAUGAUGGAGUAGUUGUGCAAGUCAUGGGGGAGUUGACAAACAAUGGACAACCAAUGAGAAAGUUCAUGCAAACAUUUGUGCUGGCUCCAGAAGGGUCUGUUCCAAAUAAGUUUUAUGUCCACAAUGAUAUAUUUCGCUAUGAAGAUGAAGUAUUUGGUGAUUCUGAACCUGAACUGGAUGAAGAAUCAGAAGAUGAAGUAGAAGAGGAAAAUGAAGACAGACAAACAUCACCUGAAACUGUACAAGAAAAUACCAGCAGUGCUUACUAUGAUAGUCAUCCUGUAACAAAUGGAAUAGAAGAAACAUUGGAAGAGUCUUCUCAUGAGCCUGAACCAGAGUUAGAAUCUGAAUCAAAAACUGAAGAACUGAAAACCGAAGUGGAAGAAAAAAACCUUGAAGAACUAGAAGUAAAAUCUCCAUCCCCACCUCCUGUAGAAACUGUUUCUCUACCACAAGAACCACCAAAGGCUUUCUCCUGGGCUUCAGUGACCAGUAAAAACCUGCCUCCUAGUGGUACUAUUUCUUCUUCUGGAAUUCCAAGUCAUGUCAAAGCACCAGCCUCACAGCAAAGAAUCGAAACAAAAUCCGAAAACCAAUCCCAAUCACCUCGUGUACGUGAACAGCGUCCAAGGGAGAGACCAGGUUUUCCAUCAAGGGGACCCAGGCCAGGCCGGGGGGAUAUGGAUCAAAAUGAAUCAGAUAGUCGUCGAAUAAUUCGAUAUCCAGAUAGUCACCAGCUCUUUGUUGGCAAUCUGCCACAUGACAUUGAUGAAAAUGAACUGAAAGAAUUCUUUAUGAGUUUUGGGAAUGUUGUGGAACUUCGUAUCAAUACAAAAGGUGUUGGAGGAAAACUUCCAAACUUUGGCUUUGUGGUUUUUGAUGACUCUGAACCAGUUCAGAAAAUUUUAUUGGCCAAACCUAUAAUGUUCCGGGGUGAGGUGCGUUUGAACGUAGAAGAAAAAAAGACCAGAGCUGCUCGUGAAAGAGAAACUCGAGGUGGUGGUGAUGAUCGCAAGGAUAUUCGACGCAGUGACAGAGGGGGUUCACGUGGCAUGGUGGGUGGUGGAAUGAUGCGAGACCGUGAAGGCAGAGGGCCACCUCUGAGAGGAGCCAUGGCCCAGAAGCUUGGCUCUGGAAGAGGAACAGGGCAGAUGGAAGGCCGAUUCACAGGUCAACGUCGCUGAAGAUCCAUUGUUGGCAGGCAGUCUUGACAGUGAUACGUUAUUCGUCAUGUUUGCAUUUUUGUUAAUUUUCUGGCUUUGGAAUGUAACAUAGCCUUUUUUUUUAUCAUUUCUUUGAUGUGAAAGACAUCCUUUGAUCACCAGGUAAAUUGUGGUGGACAUUCUUUUCCUAAUUUCAUGACAAGUCAUAAUGUUAAUUUAUAAAUUAGACUUGGGGAUUAGGGACCGAGAAAUGAUCAUUUAAACUUUCUGCAGCAACAACAAAGGACAGAGGGUAUGACUAAUUGAGUUAAGGUCUUUCCAAUGUGUUAAAAUCUUUCUGCUGCACAUUUUGUUUAAGUGUUACUGUUGGAAAUGCAAAUAGUGCAAUCUUUGAAUUGGAAAAGCUUGCCCCCCCCCCUCUUUUUUUCUUUUAGAACUCUUGAUUCCAAACAACUCAUGUUUUGUGAACUUUAAACGCACUAAUGGGUACCUGCCUCAUCUUACAUUGACAUCUGCUGAAAGCAGCAAGGAAAAAUAAUAGCUUGUGAAACAAUGCGGGCAUCUGCUCUGCUUGCUGUGACCAAUAUAUGUACACAUAAACUUAACAAGACUAAAAAUAUGUUCCAGAAGGAAACCAUUUAGCUGUAAACACAAAUGUAAAACUUCAAAAAUCAUAGUCCUGAAUAGAAAAAAAAAGGUUUUUUCUUUUGUAAAAGUCUUAUGAGCUUUCUGCCUCUCUGUAAACGGGGAUGGUUGAUUGCUCAACACACUCCUCUUACCUUUUCCCUUUCUGUAAGCAGUGUACAGUGAAAAAUUGUCUUUACUGUAUUGAGGUCUCUGGUAAUGUAAUAAGCAUGAUGGUGCCUUCUAUUAAAUACAUCAUUCCAGUCUUGCUGGUGAUUUUGUACAGUAUAGUGUAUGAAUGGCUGUGCUGCAAAACUUUAACAGCUGUAAAAAUGUUUAUAAAAUCAUUGUAUAAAAUUGCAGUAUCUUUAAAUCAGUAAAGGCUACUGGAAUAUUACUUGCCUAGCUCUAUAGUUAAGUUUUUGAAGCCUUUGAACAAAAGAGGUAUUAAGUGGUAGAUGCUUUUUAAAAAUUGAAGUUUGGUUAUAGAAUUGAGUAUUCCUUUUGCAUAGACAAGUCCAAAGUUAAUUAAGUGGGGGGGGGGGUUGUUUUAAGUGUACUCCAGAUAACAUAUUUAACAUACAACUUGUUACACUGAAGGAUACUGCAAUUUUCAUAGAGCAGGGAAAUCGCUCAAAUACUUGCUACUUUCAAUUUUUGAACUAUCACCCAUUUUGCACAAACUUUGAAGUGACUUUGCCUACAAGGCUCAGAUUUGUACAUAGAGGGAAGAUCUCUUCUUAUGUAUUUGGACUUGGUGGAGCAUCUUGCGUUUGGGUGAGAGGUUUGCUGUUUCCAGUUCCUGUUUGCAUAGAUAGCACAUUCCAGAAAACCGCAGAUGUAGCGAACAGAACUCCCCAGCUUCAUGCUAGACAGUUCAACAAACCCUCACUCAGGUUUAUUCUUGAAGAGGGGAGAUAAAAGCUUGUGACCGUUCAGAACUGCUCUAAACAUGGAAGACCUCAUAUGCUACGAUGUAACAAAAACCUGUAAUGCAAGAAGCAUUUGGUGAAACCAACCAUUUGUUGUUUCCCAAAAAUGUGGAAAAUUUUGCCUGUAGGUUGAGGUGUGGAGUAAGUUUAUAUUGUUUUUUACUCCCCAAAUUGAGAUCUUCCAUGUUUGAUGGUAAGUCUUGCACUAUUUUCAUACACUUUCUGGGGUACAUUUCUCUAUUUCCAUGUUUAUGUGAGGGGAGGGGCCGUGCUGAAUUGUUUCAUUUUCAGAUGAUACCUGGAUAUGUAGUACUUGAAUGCUUCUACAUGAACUAUGUUGAAUUCGAAACCUUUUUUUAAACUGCUUUUCUCAACAGGCAGUUCUGUACCAGUGUUUCAGUAUUUAUAUUUGGCUUUUUAGUGCUAUAAUAUUGCCCUACCAUCUUCUGUAAAACUGUUAAGGCAAACAGCACUAAUGGAAUAAUGAUAAAUAAUGUAAUGACAAUUAGAGGAGCUACCUAGCCAUUGAGCUUUCCAGUUUGCUUCUUUGAAUGCCAUGAAAUAACUAUUGGAAGCAUACACAGAUGUUUACAUGGUGAUUGUUCACCUACUUAAUAGUGGAUACAUAGUGUUCUUGUCCCUCUUUUCAAUAAAUGUACCUCUAGAAGAAAAGAACAGAUCUCUUUGACCUAUUUUAUUGCUGAUUUGUUGAUAUAGGUAAUAUUGCUAUUGUUAUAGUCCUAUGUCAACAAACUUGCUUUAAUCAUCUUUUGGCUUUAAUAGGUAUGCAAACAAAUGGAAUUACCCUCUUUAUUGCUGUAAUGUGUUGAGCAUUAUAUGCUAGUAGAACCUAGUUUAAUUGUUGCAGGUGGAAAAUAUUUACUUUUAAGUUUCCAUUUUUGAAUGUGUUUUGACUAAACAUACUAAUAAACUACUGAUGUCUGCAGCAUUUA